AUGAAGUACUUAGCGCUGCUGUCCUCGAUACUCGCAGGAUGCUUCUUCGGUCACGCACACUUGUUUGAGGCUACCAAUCAGACAGUCCCCGACGAUGUUCCCCUAUCCAAGAGAUGGUAUUCUGUUGCCACGAAAGAAUCUCAGGGAUCAAGAUAUCCCUAUCAGUCUGCCUGGCCCGUAGUGUGCACAACGCCGCGGAUUUCACAGCCUGUUUACUACUGUUUCAAGGACAAACGGUCGGCCAAGAAUCUCGGAGAAAUCCUCGAUGCCGCAAUCAGAAUAUGGGCACCGGCCAUAGCUGUGACUUCGAUGUCAAUCGUCCCCGACCCGCAAUGCAUAAAUCCGGACGAGUGCAUCUGUGAUAACAGUUGGGCAAAGACUGAUUCAUUGGUCAUAUCUGACGUGACCAAAGACGGGGACGACAAAUGGAACGAUAGUGAAGAAUGCUGCACAGUGACUACGGUCGGCUUCAUCUACCUUGCCCCGCAUGCACCCGUUCAGCCAUGGCGCCAUUUCUUGAAAUUUGGAGGCUGGAAUGGACAGUCUCAGAGGCACCAGGAGAGGAAUUUGGUGUUCGCCGUUCGUGAAAUGGCUCAUGAGCUAGGGCAUGCACUAGGCCUCAGACACGAACACCAACGACAAGAUAGAGACCAAUUCUUGGUCUUCCAGCCAUGGAACUUAGUAGGCUACGAAAAACUUGACGAGACUCUGGAAAGAGACCCCAAGAAUAUCUUUGACAAAGAUAUGCCGCUCCGGGUCAGGAAAGUGAGACUCUUCGAAAGUGGCAACAUUGCCGAAAAGUAUUGGCCCAUCCUGUACGAAUUCUUAAAGCGUGAUCAAUUUGCUGCAACGCCCUUGGAACGUGCGCUGAGAACUGCCGAAAGCUCUGUGGAUUUUGAUUACAAUAGCAUCAUGAUCUACGAUUCCUGCGGGGGUGGUAUCGGCAAGCCAGAUGACGAGAAGAAAUGGGUUCUCAAGAGGCGUGACGACGGAUCGCCAGUCUGGCAGGGAGGCUCAAAGGACGGACAUGCCAAGAUUACGGAAGGUGAUGUUGCUGCUAUCGCACAUCUGUACGAUGCCAAAACGCCACAAUGUGAAGCCGCUAAGACAGGCGAGAACGAUUGGUCUCCACAGGGCAUGCGAGUCAAGAUUCGGGAUGGGCCUUGGGUCGCAGUGCCACCUCCGAACAAGAGCAACUUCACGAAGAGGGACGAGCAUCGGGUUGGAAAGAAUGCACAGUAG
Messenger RNA from Cercospora beticola, 1242 nucleotides. RefSeq lists its product as uncharacterized. Gene Ontology annotation, biological process: proteolysis. The record is from RefSeq and is a predicted model, not a curated record. Lineage: Eukaryota; Fungi; Ascomycota; Dothideomycetes; Mycosphaerellales; Mycosphaerellaceae. Gene Ontology annotation, molecular function: metalloendopeptidase activity.